Molecule: messenger RNA, 3469 nt
Organism: Octopus sinensis (East Asian common octopus)
Lineage: Eukaryota; Metazoa; Mollusca; Cephalopoda; Octopoda; Octopodidae
Product: zinc finger protein 91-like
Exons: 6
Coding region: 153-3161 (1002 amino acids)
Cellular component (GO): nucleus
Source: RefSeq, a predicted model, not a curated record
AGUUUGUGUGCUGAUUAAUCUUGGAUAAAUUUACAAAGGAGUUGUUUGAUAAAGUAACACUGGAGCAGAAUAUAGCAGCAUAAAUAUUUGUGAGAAAUAAAAUAAAAGGAGAAAAGCAAGAAAGUUUAUAUAAACUGUGAUUUUAAGGAAAUAUGGAGAAGUAUGAGAAAAGUAAAGCAUUGAUUUCCCCUAAAGACAUAAUACAAGAGAAAAGAAAAUUGUCAUAUGACUGUGAUGUCUGUAGAAAGUCCUUCUCUCAAAAGAGAAACCUAACUAAACACAAACAAAUUCAUUCAGAAGAGAAUCUGUAUUACUCUGAUGUCUCUAGUAAAUCACUCUAUAAAAGUAGUAAAUUUACUGCUCUGAAACGUACUGACACAGGAGAAAAGCCAUAUCAUUGUGAUAUCUGUGGUAAAUCAUUCACCGACGGUAGUAAUUUAACUGCACAUAAACGUAUUCAUACAGGGGAGAAACCCUAUCACUGUGAUAUCUGUGAUAAAUCGUUCACUGACGGUAGUAAUUUAACUGCCCAUAAACGUAUUCAUACAGGGGAGAAACCAUAUCAUUGUGAUAUCUGUGAUAAAUCGUUCACUGACGGUAGUAAUUUAACUGCCCAUAAACGUAUUCAUACAGGGGAGAAACCAUAUAACUGUGAUAUCUGCGGUAAAUCAUUUUCUCAAAAUAAUAAAUUAAUUACACACAAACGUAUUCAUACAGGAGAGAAACCAUUUCACUGUGUUAUAUGUGGUAAAUCAUUCACUGAAAGUGGUACUUUAACUACACACGAACGUACUCAUACAGGAGAGAAACCUUAUCACUGUGAUAUCUGUGGUAAAUUGUUUACUGUAAGUUCCACUUUAAUUAAACAUAAACGUACUCAUACAGGAGAGAAACCAUAUCACUGUGAUAUCUGUGGUAAAUCGUUUACUGUAAGUUCUACUUUAACUAAACACAUACUUAUUCAUACAGGAGAGAAACCAUAUCACUGUGAUAUCUGUGAUAAAUUGUUCUCUUACAGUAGUCACUUAACUAAACACAGACGUAUUCACACAGGAGAAAAACCAUAUCACUGUGUUAUAUGUGGUAAAUCAUUCACUACAAGUGGUACUUUAACUAUACACGAACGUACUCAUACAGGAGAGAAGCCAUAUCACUGUGAUGUCUGUAGUAAAUCGUUUACUGUAAGGUAUACUUUAAUUAAACACAAACGUACUCAUACAGGAGAGAAACCAUAUCACUGUGAUGUCUGUGGUAAAUCAUUCUCUAACACCAGUUCCUUGUCUUCCCACAAGCGUAUUCAUGCAAGGAAGCCACAUCACUGUGAUAUCUGUGCUAAAUCAUUCACUGAGAAUAGUAAAUUAAUUGCACACAAGUGUAUUCAUACAAAAGAGAAAGGAAAUUACGAGGUUAUAGAAGAACUGAUCAGAUUUUCAGAUACAAUAACAGAAGCAAGAAUAAAAUAUGUCCAUUGUGAUUUAAGAAGAAAAAUAAUGGAAGAAAGUGAGAAACUUAAGGAUGUGAUUUUCCCUGCAGGCAUGAUAAAAGAGAAAAGUAAAUUGUCAUAUGACUGUGAUACCUGUAAAAAGUCAUUCCCACAAGAAGGUAACCUAAAUACUCAUAAAUGUAUUCAUACAAGGGAAAAGCCAUAUUGCUGUUAUAUAUGUGGUACAUCAUUCACUGGAAGUAUUAAAUUAACUAGGCAUGUACGUGUUCAUACGGGGGAGAAGCCAUAUCAGUGUGAUAUCUGUGGUAAAUCAUUCUCUCAAAAUGUGUUAACGACCCACAAACGUAGUCAUACAGGUGAGAAGCCGUAUCACUGUGAUAUCUGUGGUAAAUCAUUCUCUCGAAGUUAUCACGUGACUUCUCAUAAACGUAUUCAUACAGGAGAGAAGCCGUAUCACUGUGAUAUCUGUGGUAAAUCAUUCUCUGUAAGUAGUAACUUAACUACUCACAAACAUACUCACACAGGAGAGAAGCCAUUUCACUGUGACGUCUGUGGUAAAUCCUUCUCUGCAAAUAGUCACUUAACUACACACAAACGUAUUCAUUCAGGAGAGAAACCAUACCACUGUGAUAUUUGUGGUAAGUCAUUCUCUGGUAGUGGUGACUUCACGAAGCACAAACGUAUUCAUUCAGGAGAAAAGCCAUUUCACUGUGAUAUUUGUGGUAAAUCAUUCUCUGAAAGUUAUAAAGUAACUAAGCACAAGCGUAUUCAUUCAGGAGAGAAGCCGUAUCACUGUGAUAUCUGUGGUAAGUCUUUCUCUCAAAGUUACAACUUGACUAAACACAAACUUAUUCAUUCAAGAAUGAAAUCAUUUCACUGUGAUUUGUGUGGUAAAUCAUUCUCUUUAAGCAGUCACUUAGCUGAACACAAAAGUAUUCACACAGUGGAAAAGAGAUAUCUCUGUGAUAUCUGUGGUAAAUCAUUCUUCAAACGCCGUGCGCUAAAUAGGCACAAACGUAUUCAUACUGGUGAGAAGCCAUUUCAUUGUGAUAUCUGUGGUAAAUCAUUCCGCAUAAGUAGUGACUAUACUAAACACAAGCGUAUUCAUUCGGGAGAGAAGCCAUAUCACUGUGAUAUCUGUGGUAAAUCAUUCUCUCAAAGUAAUAAUUUAACAAAACACAAACAUAUUCAUACAGGAGAGAAACCAUAUCAUUGUGAUAUCUGUGGUAAAUCAUUCUCUCAAAGUCAUAACUUAACUUCUCACAAACGUAUUCAUUCAGGAGAAAAGCCACAUCAUUGUGACAUCUGUGGUAAAUCCUUCUCUGUAAUUAGUAACCUAACUUCUCACAAACGUAUUCACACAGGAGAGAAGCCAUAUCAUUGUGAUAUCUGUGGUAAAUCAUUCUCUCAGAGUGGUAGCUUAACUACACACAAACGUAUUCAUACAGGAGAGAAGCCAUAUCAUUGUGAUAUCUGUGGUAAAUCAUUCUCUCAGAGUGGUACCUUGACUUCACACAGACUUACUCAUACAGGAACGACUCCAUAUCACUGUGACAUCUGUGGCAAAUCAUUCUCUCAAAAUAGCGCUUUAACUACACACAAACGUACUCAUACAGGAGAGAAGCCAUAUCACUGUGAUCUUUGUAGUAAAUCAUUCUCUGUCAGCAGUAAUCUUUCUGUACACAAAUAUAUUCAUACAAGAGAGAAAAAAGAGUAGAUUGUGUGUUUUUUCUGUAAAUUUUUUUCUCUCCUUAAUAUUCCUGGGAUUCAUGUGAUGGAAAUCAUGAUUGUGGAAGUGUUUUACCAAAACUUUCAGUUCUUUUCAUCAUCUUAAUAUUUUCUUGCUGUGCCAUCCUCUACUUCCAUUCUUUUUUCCAUAAAUUAGGGACCCCUAUUCUAAAACUGCUCCUCCUGGCAACCCUGCACAUGGCUUUUGUUGAAUGUCAGUUCCACAAUUUACUGUAUAUUUCUUGUUUAUUAGUUUUUCAAUGCUUUACUCAUUAAAUAUUUUCAACACUAACAAAA